AUGCCGGCCAAGUCCAAGACCAAGAACAAGUCGAUAUGGCGUUCGGAGAAUGCACAGCACUUCCAGCUCGUGCAUCGCUCGCAGCGUGAUCCGCUCAUCAACGAUCCCGAUGCCGGUGCACACGUGCUGCUCUCCUACGACCCCGCCAACCAGUCGAGAGCCAAGGGCAAGACGCGCGCCGAGCUCGAGGCCGACGCCACGGUGAUCCGCGACAAGUACGGCAAGCCCAUCCGUGGCAACAUCGGCGAGGCAGCCAACUACGGCAUCUACUUUGACGACACCGAGUACGACUACAUGCAGCAUCUGCGUCCCAUCAAGGAUGACGAAAACGUCAAGCGCGGCGGCGAGAACGUCGACGAGACCGUCGACACCAUCCUCGUCUCUGCCAGCGCCAACAAGGGCAAGGGCAAGGAGAAGAAGGACGCCAGCUUUGCCUUGAAGGACGGGGCAGAGGAGGUGCAGGAUGGCAAGCUCAACCUGCCAGCGUCGGUGCUGCCAUCGCAGAAGGAGAUGCCGUUUAGCUUCACGUCGCAUCUGGCCGUCGAGCCUUCUCUGCAAGGGUUCCAGCCAGAGAUGGACCCACAUCUGCGGCAGGCACUAGAGGCGCUCGACGACGAAGCUUUCGUCGACGACGACUUGGACGACGACUUCUUUGGCGAGGUCGUCAAGGACGGCGAGUGGGACGGCGUGGUGCGUCAGGACGACGAGUGGAGGAACGAUGCUCCGGGCGGCGAUGAGGCCAUCUGGGCCGACCCGGCCGCGCGCGCAGAGAAGGAACGGGACGAGCUUGGCGAGGAGAAUAUGUCGCUCGAAGCGCGCGUGGCGCUAUUCAAGAAGCAGCAGGAGAUGCAGCGCAGGGCCGGACCCAGCUCGGACGACGGCGAAGACGACGACGAAGAGCGCGACCAGCUCGCCUCGCUCCGUGGCGGCUCGCGAGUUGCUGGCUCGCAAGCGGGCACCAUGUAUACUGCCGGCGGUACGGCCAUUGGCAAGAAGGGAAAGCCAGGCGCGCUCGCACGCCGAGCCGCAAGCACCAAAGCGCCGUCGAUCGGCGGAGGCAGCACGGCGUGGUCCAUGUCGUCUUCGGCCAUGUUCCGAAACAAGGGCCUCACUGAUCUCGACGACCGCUUCGCACAGCUCGGACGCAAGUACGGCAUUCGCGAGGACUUUGACCCGUCGCUUGAGGAGCUCGAGGACGAGGAGUUUGUCGACUCGGACGGCGACGAAGCGGGCGAGCCGGUCACGCGCGAGGACUUUGAAGGCAUCAUGGACGACUUCCUCGCGAGAUACGAGACCAAGCACGGCAAGCUGCGCGAAGCGCUCGGCGGCGUUGAUUCGACUUCUGCCGAGAAGCUCGCCAUUCUGCGACAGGCGCUCGGCCGUGCGCGCAUCGACGGCCGCGAAUGGGCAGGCAAGGGCGAGGACGAAGGCAAGGGCGAGGGCGAUCUGGGCGACUACGAGGACUACGAGUCGCCCGACGAGGAGAUCGUGGACCCUGUGCCGCGCAGCCACAUGCGCGAAAAGUGGGACGUGGAGACGAUCCAGAGUACCAAGACGAAUCUGGAGAACCACCCUCGGACGAUCACGGCCAAGGAGAGCGUCUUUGGCGGCAGCAAUGCGUCCGUCUUCCGUCCCGGCAGCGUGGUGGGUGGCAGCAACGGCGGCGUCAAUCGCGCCAUGCUGGGCAACGGCAUGGCGCCAAGCAUGACGAGCUACACCAGCCAGCGUCCGUCGGCGUCGGCGUUUCUCAACGACGAAGAACGCCUGCCCAAGAUCCGCAUCAACCCCCGCACGGGCUUCCCCGAGAUCGUCGGAUACUCGAAACCGCGCGGAGCUGCCAAGCAGAAGCAGAAUGCAGAAGGCAAGGACGCAGAGGAGGACGAGGAUGACGGCAGGGGUCCGCCGUCGGGAGCGAGCGAUUCCGGCUCGGAUACCGAGGAUGGCGACGGCGACGAGUACGAUUCCGACGCCACCGAGGGCGGCGAGUUGGCGCGCAGGCUGUCGACGAUCGCGGUGACCACCAAGCGAGAUCGCAACGAGAGCAAAGAGGACAGAAAGGCACGCAAGGACGCACUCAAGGCCAACAAGAAGGAGCGCAAGGAGCGCAAGAUGAAGACCAAGCAGGCGUUCGCCAGCGAGAAGAAGAAGCAGACCAAGGCGGAGCGCGGCCGCAAGGAGACCGAGGGUGGGCCAGCCGGUAUGCGUCUUCUCUAG
This is a messenger RNA of Moesziomyces aphidis, 2214 nucleotides long. Lineage: Eukaryota; Fungi; Basidiomycota; Ustilaginomycetes; Ustilaginales; Ustilaginaceae. The record is from the annotation of a GenBank genome assembly.